GUUCUCUCCACCACGUCAACAGCGGUAUCGCAUCGACACACGUCCAUCGACUAAUCCGAGCAACCCUUCCCACACCACGCAAACCUAAACUCAACUUCCUCCCUCCUUCCUCUUCCCGCUACAUACAUCAUACAUCAACACUACCUACCUAACUCCCCCUCCCUAAAAAAAACAAACAAAAACAAAACCUCCUUCAACAUUCCGCGUGCGCACUUAGAUCCAUCCUGGUGGAAACGUUAGAAAGAUAGCAAUAUGGCGAUUUGGCCCUUCAACAAGCGUCGGAAGCGGUCCACCGCCGAAGGAAAGAGGCCUGCUACGACGAUUGCUACCGCUACUACCACUACUAUAUCAACUACUACCGACAGCUCGGGAGGCCGACGGAAAACUUGGCUCUCGCGGAAUCCAUCGAAGCGGAGUAGGAUCUCGGCCCAACGGGGCAAUCCCCUCGACACCAUCACAUACGAGUCGCCCAGUGCCCGCGAUUUGGCGCUCGCAGGAAUUGACGAUGAUGUCGUGGCAGCGGACCGCGAAUACUUCCCUCGGAACCCGCGCGGCGGCUUCCUAUCACACCUUACCGAACGCAAUCAAUCUGCCAUGAGCGACUCCACCGGCUCGUCGCAUCGACCGCACAAGCAAUCCAGUUUCGUUCGCAGGCUCAGCCGGCGAAGACAGGGAAAGGCCAAGGCACAACCGCCCUCCGCGUACCUUAGCCGACAUAGCUCAAAGAGCAAUCGAAACCGCCCACUAUCAUCCAGCUCGACCGUACCACGCACCUCAAUGGACUCGCAAAUCUCUUCGAGAGCUUACAAAUUAAGGAAGCUCGAUGUGUUUUCUCCCCACCCCACACUCCACUACGACGACGGCGGGUCGCCGACGUCGAACCUAUCGAGCGAUUUCGGUUGUCCCGGAUUGGCGCCUAGUCGGUCCAAUUCUCGCCGGACUAAUUCACGGACCGCACAGACAUGGCGCUAUAAAGGGCCGUCGAUAUACGAGGAUGAUCGUCAUGCGCGCGUGGACGAUCUCGUCGACGAACUCGACGCCAAAGGAUUGAGGGAGGCUAUGGAGCGGGAUCAGAGGCGGCGCUACAGGAAGAAGGUGGAAUAUGAAGAGCGACUACGAAUGAAGCUGGAAAAGAAGUCGACACCCCACAGGGAUGUGGAGAGGGGUGGUGCAAGCCGUGAGAUGGAUCAGGAUAUCGACGAACGGCAUGGUCGCGACUAUCGGACACCCGACGCAUCUGCCUCGCCGGUCUCCAACAGGCAAGGGACACCGUUGUCGUGGUUCAACGCGGAUCCAUCGACCGAGGAUAUGGGCAACGGAUUGGAGCAGCAAUAUUCACCUAGACUGGACGUCGUGACACCGGUUUCGAUGCAGUCCAGAGAGUUUCACAAUCAGUCGCCGCAACCUCAGCUGCAGGUGGAGAAGGCUCUGCCAGCGGCCGUGAUCGACGAGGCUCCAUCUGGACGGACCAAAACUUCGGCAUGGACAUCCUUCAUUAAGCGUGCUACAGCCGCUCGGAUAAAGAAGGAGCGGUCUACCCGUAGCCCGGAGGUGGAACAACAACAACAGCCACAGCCACAACAACAGCAACCGCCCGUGGUAUCUGAUUUCGAGGGGGAGGAAGAAGAAGAGGAGGAGGAGGAUGACGGGUAUACGACAAAGCGGACCGAGCCGCCUCCGAGAAUCUUCUUGGACAUGGAGGAUCUCCGGCAGCGGCAGGGACAAACGCCCGGCCGUCACAUUCCGAAAGAGAUUGCUCUCGCGAUGACUGCCGUGGAGACUGGACAUAUUCAGAAUAAGGGCUACCCGGACAACGGCUACCCGGGCAACGGCUACCCGGGCAACAACGACGACUACGAGGAUGAGAUGCGUGACGCUGUACUGUCAACGCCUCAGAUCGCACCGUACAAUCACCACAACGGAAGCCAGGCCAGCUCGAGGAGCUCGCUGGCACCGCACGGUCUCGGCUUACGCGGUGGAAACAAGAGUCACUCGCCAGUACUGGGCGAAGAAACAAAGGACUCGCCAACAAUACCAGCAUACCAUUCGAGACCGCCUUCAGCUCAGAGAUACUCGCCAUCCUUCCACAGGUCCAAUGGUGGCUCACCGGAAAAUGGCGGGCCCCGCUCGAUCAUGUCGACCUCCCUCGCAUCGAUAGAUUCCGAGGGAAGCUGGCUCUCGGGAAAACUCGGUCCGCGGACGUCGGUACAGCAACUCAGUCCCCUCCGGACCAGCGCUUCGUCCCUACGGAAGCGGUACCAGGAGCUCGACGGCGACGACGUGGUCAUGGAUGACGACGGCUACUUCACCGGCGUUGCCAAGGGUGCCAAAGAACCGAGGGAAGACGACGAUGAAGAGGUGGGCGGCGCAGUGUUGGACCUGGAAGACAGCGACGAUAGCGCCUCAAUAAACAGCGAAGACGAACGGAACAUGUGGCGAGAAGGCGGCAAGAAGCGGGUACAAGUGCAAAGCCCGUUCCGCGGCCUACGGCGAGAGGGGACGAUAUACAUCGAGGAGGGCGAAUCGCCCAAAGAUGAAACGAUGCCGAUGGAUACACCGGGCGAAAACGACGCGUUCUCUACACCGCUGGAACACCCGCUCUUCAGGAGAGAGCAGUCGUCGAAGUCGGUCUAUCAAACGCCAAUGGAACACCCGGUGCGACGCGGAUCGUAUUUCGGCCCGUCGGCACGAUGAUGAAGAGAUAACACAUUCAUUUAACAUUUUCCUAUGUACUCUACACCCCCGACACUCCUUACUAUUUUUCUAUGUCUAUGAUCGAGGUUCGAGAUUCGAAGAAGAAGAAGAAGAAGAAGAUAUAAUCAAUCAAUCAAUCAGUAUGCUCCUGUGUGUUCUCGUGUGUUUGUGUGUGUGUGUGUGUUGG
Molecule: messenger RNA, 2881 nt
Organism: Tricharina praecox
Lineage: Eukaryota; Fungi; Ascomycota; Pezizomycetes; Pezizales; Pyronemataceae
Exons: 1
Coding region: 253-2694 (813 amino acids)
Source: RefSeq, a predicted model, not a curated record